Molecule: messenger RNA, 2134 nt
Organism: Benincasa hispida (wax gourd)
Lineage: Eukaryota; Viridiplantae; Streptophyta; Magnoliopsida; Cucurbitales; Cucurbitaceae
Product: protein NRT1/ PTR FAMILY 3.1-like
Biological process (GO): transmembrane transport
Cellular component (GO): membrane
Molecular function (GO): transmembrane transporter activity
Source: RefSeq, a predicted model, not a curated record
CCAAAGAGGAGGGUUUAGAAAUGGGGUGAGAAAUUUAUAAGAAUGGAGAUUGAGUCCUUGAGAGUGAGUGUUGAUGAGAAGAUUUUGAGAGAUGAAGAAAAAGAUGAGAAAGAAGAAAUUAAGAAGAAGAAGCAGCUUGGUGGUGUCAAGACAAUGCCUUUCAUUCUUGGAAAUGAAGUGUGCGAUAGAUUUGCAAGCUCAGGGUUCCAUGCCAACAUAAUAACAUAUUUGACACAGGAUCUUAACAUGCCUCUCGUUCCUGCCUCCAACAUUCUCACCAACUUCGCUGCUACUUCCAGUUUCACUUCCCUUAUCGGCGCUCUCAUCGCCGAUUCCUUCACCGGCCGCUUCUGGACCAUCACCGUUGCAUCCAUCAUCUACGAGCUUGGAAUGGCCACCAUCACAAUUUCCGCCAUACUUCCAUCGCUUCACCCGCCACCCUGUCCCACCCAACUCAAUUGCACCCAAGCCUCCGGCAUGCAACUAAUGGUCCUCUACCUCUCCCUCCUCCUCACAUCCCUUGGUGCAGGCGGGAUUCGGCCCUGUGUCGUCGCAUUUGCCGCCGACCAAUUCGACAUGACAAAGGUCGGUAUCGCAGGGCGGACAUGGAACUUUUUCAAUUGGUACUAUUUCUGCAUGGGGAUGGCUACUCUUACAGCCUUGACCGUGGUGGUGUACAUCCAAGACAACGUGGGGUGGGGUUGGGGGUUCGGCCUUCCCACCAUUGCCAUGGCCUUGUCUGUUGUGGCGUUUGUUGUGGGUUCGCCCCUUUACAACAAACUCAAGCCGGGUGGGAGCCCUUUGGUUCGAUUGGCUCAGGUUGUGGUGGCGGCGGUCAAGAACCGAAAGGCUAUUCUGCCCAAUGACUCUAAGCUUUUGUAUCGAAACCAUAAGCUUGAUGCUGCCAUUGCCGUUCAAGGAAGGCUUGUCCACACGGAUCAGUUCAAGUGGCUGGACAAGGCUGCGGUCAUAACAACUCCAGACUCAACAACUGAUCAACCAAAUCUGUGGCGGCUUGCCACCGUGCACAGAGUCGAAGAGCUAAAAUCAAUCAUUAGAAUGCUGCCAAUAUGGGCGGCCGGAAUCCUCCUAGUCACAGCCUCAUCCCACCAACACAGCUUCACAAUCCAACAAGCUAGAACAAUGAACCGUCAUCUUACACCCACCUUCCAAAUCCCACCAGCCACCCUCUCCAUCUUUGGCAUCAUAUCGAUGCUCACCGGUCUCAUCCUCUACGACCGUCUCCUCGUCCCCUUCGCCAAAAAGCUAACCAACAACCCCUCGGGCAUCACCUGUCUCCAACGAAUGGGUGUCGGUUUUGCCAUCAACAUCCUUGCCACCCUUGUCUCGUCCAUUGUCGAAAUCAAACGAAAAAAAGUGGCUGCACUCCACGGUUUGCUCGACAAUCCAACCGCAACAAUUCCAUUCAGUGUGUUUUGGUUGGUACCACAGUUUUGGCUUCAUGGGAUUGCGGAGGUUUUCAUGUCGGUAGGGCAUUUGGAGUUUAUGUACGACCAGUCACCGGAGAGCUUGAGGAGUACAGCUACGGCAUUGUACUGGCUAGCGAUAUCGGUGGGGAAUUAUAUAGGGACAUUGAUGGUUUAUCUUGUGCAUAAGUAUACUGGGGAAGAGCAUAAUUGGUUGCCUGAUAGGAAUUUGAAUAGAGGGAGGUUGGAAUAUUAUUAUUGGCUAGUGAGUGGGAUCCAAGUUAUGAAUCUUGUGUAUUAUGUGAUUUGUGCUUGGUUUUAUACUUAUAAGCCUUUGGAAGAGGAGAAGAUCAUAGAGAAUAAUAAUGGUGACCAAGAGGAGGAGAGAUGUGAAGAGACAAUAAUUAAGACAGCUUAAUUUAAUUUAAAGGCCUUCGUAAUUUGAUUAGGGGGUCAAGGACUUGUUGAAAAAGAUGGAGAUUUGAAAUGUAUUUUUCUUUAGAAAGAAUUGUGCUUAAUUGUAUGGUAGUAAUGUGUGCAAUAGUCGAUGGUUUUAGGGUUUAUGUAUUCAAAGAAAAAUUUAUCAAGAAAAGGUUAUAUCAGGUUUCACCACUAAGAAAGGGGAAAGUGAAGAAGGGCCAACCUUCUAAAGAAAUAAAAUAUCCUAGCUUGACAUCAUCUCAAGUUUGACGAGAUGGUAUUACGUA